Molecule: messenger RNA, 435 nt
Organism: Schizosaccharomyces japonicus yFS275
Lineage: Eukaryota; Fungi; Ascomycota; Schizosaccharomycetes; Schizosaccharomycetales; Schizosaccharomycetaceae
Exons: 1
Coding region: 1-435 (144 amino acids)
Source: RefSeq, a predicted model, not a curated record
AUGUACCUUAAGGAACGGUUUUUGCACGGGACCGCGUAUGACGAUGAAAACACAGCUUUCGACUUACAAGCUGGACACACAAGAAGGACUGCAACAAUAGUCUACGGAAGAACAGAUGAAAUGCCUGGAGUCGGAUCCUCCAAUCUGUUAACGCAGUCCUUAGUCGUCUCUAAGCUUUGGCAAGACUUACUAGAGAUUGACGUAAGCUUGGAGCUUAAUGCUCCUAGUAGUAACUCUGAGGAGGAUAGUAGAGUAAUUGCCCUUGCUCUCAAGUCUCACACAAAGAGGAGAAGCAUCCUACAACGUCUUCUGCUUUGCGUUAUGAAGACAGACAGUGUGUCACUACUAGUAAGCCCAUGUCUUACCGGCUUUCCUUCCGUACGACACCAAUCUCUGCUCCCGCCCCGGUUGUCAUUCAAUGCUUGCAGGGCCUGA